Glycine soja is the source of this 2057-nucleotide messenger RNA. RefSeq names its product calnexin homolog. Gene Ontology annotation, biological process: protein folding. The record is from RefSeq and is a predicted model, not a curated record. Gene Ontology annotation, cellular component: endoplasmic reticulum membrane; endoplasmic reticulum. Gene Ontology annotation, molecular function: calcium ion binding. Lineage: Eukaryota; Viridiplantae; Streptophyta; Magnoliopsida; Fabales; Fabaceae. The coding region runs from base 143 to 1783 and encodes 546 amino acids. The transcript has 6 exons.
AAAAGCAACAAAGCGCAAGUGCUGUGUCACAUUCUCACUCUCGUUUACCAAGAGCGAGAUAUCUAUUUAGAUCUCUGAAAAACAGAGUUUCAUUUCAAUUCAGUCUUAUUAUUAGGGUUUGCCGAUUGAGAGAGAAAGAGAAAUGGGAGAACGAAAAGGAAUCCCAAUGGCUUUGGGGCUCUUGGCGAUGAUCCUCUUCUUCAUUGCUUCCUCUUCCUCUCACCUCGUUCGCGCUUCCGAUGACGCCGACGACGCGAUCUUCUACGAGUCGUUCGACGAGGAUUUUGAUGGACGGUGGAUUGUAUCCGACAAGGAGGAUUACAAUGGUGUCUGGAAGCAUGCCAAGAGUGAUGGGCAUGAUGAUUAUGGACUUCUUGUUAGUGAACAAGCCAGGAAAUAUGCUAUAGUCAAAGAACUUGCCGAGUCUGUCAGUCUUAAGGAUGGAACAGUUGUUCUUCAGUUUGAGACUCGCCUUCAGAAUGGCCUCGAAUGUGGUGGUGCAUAUAUUAAAUAUCUUCGACCCCAGGAGAGCGGAUGGAAACCAAAGGAAUUUGACAACGAAUCUCCAUAUUCUAUCAUGUUUGGUCCUGAUAAGUGUGGUGCUACAAACAAGGUUCACUUCAUUUUCAAGCAUAAGAACCCAAAGAGUGGGGAGUAUGUUGAGCAUCAUCUCAAGUAUCCCCCUUCUGUCCCAUCGGACAAACUAACUCAUGUGUACACUGCAAUUCUGAAGCCUGAUAAUGAAUUGCAAAUCUUGAUUGAUGGGGAGGAGAAGAAAAAGGCAAAUUUCUUGUCUUCUGAGGACUUUGAGCCUCCUCUUAUACCUUCCAAGACAAUCCCUGAUCCUGAUGAUAAGAAACCUGAGGACUGGGACGAAAGAGCCAAAAUCCCAGACCCAAGUGCUGUGAAGCCAGAUGACUGGGAUGAGGAUGCACCCAUGGAAAUCUUAGAUGAAGAAGCAGAGAAACCUGAAGGAUGGUUGGAUGAUGAGCCAGAGGAAAUUGAUGACCCAGAGGCAACUAAACCAGAAGACUGGGAUGAUGAGGAGGAUGGUGAAUGGGAAGCCCCAAAGAUUGAAAACCCAAAGUGUGAGGCCGCCCCUGGUUGUGGUGAAUGGAAGAGGCCAACGAAGAGGAAUCCAGCUUAUAAGGGAAAGUGGAGUGCUCCUUACAUCGAUAACCCCAGUUACAAGGGCAUAUGGAAGCCUCGCGAGAUUCCAAACCCUGAAUACUUUGAACUCGCAAAACCUGAUUUUGAGCCUAUUGCUGCUAUUGGCAUUGAGAUUUGGACAAUGCAGGAUGGCAUCCUAUUUGACAAUGUUCUGAUAGCUAACGAUGAUAAAGUUGCAGAAUCCUAUCGGGAGACUACAUGGAAGCCCAAGUUUACCGUUGAGAAAGACAAACUGAAGGCUGAAGAGGAGGCGGCAACGGGUUCAGAUGGUAUUUCAGGCUUCCAGAAGAAGGUAUUUGACCUCUUGUACAAGAUUGCAGAUAUUCCCUUCUUGAGCGAGCACAAAUCUAAGAUUUUCGAUCUCAUUGAGAAAGCUGAGAAACAGCCAAAUCUCACAAUUGGAAUUCUUGUAGCUGUUGUGGUUGUCUUCGUGUCAAUUUUCUUCAGACUCAUAUUUGGUGGCAAGAAACCUGCAAAGGUGGAGAAGAAACCAGAACGCACAGAAGCUUCCAAUAACCAAGGUAGUGGAGAGAAUGAAGAAAACAAAGAGAAGGAGAAACAGAAAGAGGAAGCAUCUAAUGCUGCGCGUCGGAGGCCAAGGCGAGAAACUUGAAAUGGUUGAAUCUUUAUUUUAAAGUGGCGCCCUGUUUAGUAUCAUCAUCACCACAGAUAAAUUUUGGGCUUAGUUUCAUUUUAGGUGCACUCUGUUUUCAGUAUUUUCUUUUUUCUUCCUUUUAAGAAAAGGAAAAGAUUAUUUGCUUCAGGGGUGUAGAUCUUCUCCUGUUUUUGGAGACUCGAGUGUUUGAGCUAGUUGAAGUUGUACAAUUAUUUUUCUAUUAAUGGAUUCUGUUUUUAACGCAGAUUAAUGCCUAGCUACCUUUCCAUAA